Molecule: messenger RNA, 1428 nt
Organism: Cimex lectularius (bed bug)
Lineage: Eukaryota; Metazoa; Arthropoda; Insecta; Hemiptera; Cimicidae
Exons: 3
Coding region: 276-1319 (347 amino acids)
Source: RefSeq, a predicted model, not a curated record
CACAUGGCUAUGACUAGUUAGAUGACAUUUGUGCUAUUGCUAUUUUCUAUUACAAAUAUUUUUAAAGAUUUUUGAACAGUACAUAGAAUCUUUCAGGAAAACAAAUUUAAUUAGAUGUUUUAUGCCCUUGAUAUUUACAAGAAAUUGACGUAUGAUUUCACCACGGAUCAUGUGAUUUGUUACUAAGUGUUUUUUGUUAGAAAAAAAUAUUUAUUUGAUAUUAUUUAUUUAUACUUCUAUUGCAAAUCAAUAAUCCACCAGAAAUUCAUAAUAAAAUGAAGACGUGGGGCGGGAGAAACGAUUUUACCGCAAAAGAAUUCUUGCUAGAUUCAGACGUCGAACUAAAAAGUAGCGAAGAGGACGAGCUUUUGAACCUGUACGACAAAAAAUUAAGGGAUAGCCUUUAUGCGAAAAAAUCUGAUGAUGAAGAACCCGAACAGAUGACCUCACGUAUUGGAGAGUACCUGAAGAAAAUGAGAGCAGAAGAAAAGAUAUUGAUUGGUAAUCUGAAGAACGGUAAGGCCAAUGAAGAGGAAAUCGCACAGAACAGGAAGAACAAAGAGGCUAUAUUGAAAAGGUUCGAUUACAAGGAUCAGUUGAGGCGUAUGAAAAGCCAGAACUUCUUCGACAGGUUCGAUUCUUCCGAAAGCGAAUCGGAUGCCGGUUCUGAUUUAGAUAUGGACGCCCUUACGAAAACAAUGGACAAAAUCAGUACAGGAAAAUCUCAUUCAGAGAAGAUUAAAACACUCAAAUCGGCUAGGAAAUCUUUCAUGUCAAGAAAUACGGACGUGAGGAAGAAAAUCGCCGAGAUGAAGAAGAUCCUAGACAAUACGGAGUUGCAACAAGAGGAAGACCAACUUUUCAAAACGAAGCAGGCGGUGGCGGAUUGGUUGGACGGAGAAGGUGCCGCUGCUUUCAAAAAACGAUUCAAUAAUAAGCCACCGAGCAAAUUAUGUUCGGACACAACGAUAAAAGGAUUUGCGGGAAAGAAAGUGUCAAAAACCGAAGUUAAAAAACCGGACCGCAGCCCUCUUCCACCAGUGAGGACCAACAGAGCUUUAAGACAAUCGGUAGAUAAUUUCAAAAAAGAGGACGUACUCAAAAUCCUCCGUGAUAUAGAACCCAUCCCUUCUAAGGCUAAAAGUUUCGCGGCGGGACAAGAAAAACCGUCGAUUUCCAAAAACGCUAAGAAGCCCGUCGCCUCCAAAGUGAACAGUGGGUUGCCCUCGAGGCUCCUCAAAUCGAAAAGCGAUUUCAGCAAGACCAUCAGCAAGACGAAUUUAACAAAAAAUCCAACCAGCAAGACAACCGCCAAAUGAACACGCUUUUAGAGAGUGAAUAACAGAAAAUUAAUCGUUAUUUGACUUUCAAACAUGCCUCAAAUAAAAUAUUGAAAAUAAAAGUGUAUUUUAUAUAUUUGAACUACUG